This is a messenger RNA of Asparagus officinalis (garden asparagus), 1788 nucleotides long. RefSeq names its product probable pectinesterase 66. The transcript is spliced from 10 exons. The coding region runs from base 1 to 1788 and encodes 595 amino acids. Gene Ontology annotation, molecular function: pectinesterase activity. Gene Ontology annotation, biological process: cell wall modification. NCBI's taxonomy places the organism in Eukaryota, Viridiplantae, Streptophyta, Magnoliopsida, Asparagales, Asparagaceae. The record is from RefSeq and is a predicted model, not a curated record.
AUGUAUGAAGAUCGAGAGAGACAGGAUGAAGGAAGAUUGAAUAUUACACAAAAGAGCUACUUACAGAAGAUAUUGAAGAAAUUCAGCUUUGAUGGUAAUGCAAAAGAAGUUAGCACUCCAUUGGCUCUCCACUUCAAGCUUUUAGCUUUGAUGUUACCUAUUUUAGUUGAGGAUAGAGAUUACAUGUCAAAGGUUCUAUAUGCCAAUACGAUAGAUAGCUUGAUGUAUACGAUGGUGUGUACGAGGAGUAUUGGUAUGUUAGAGAUGUACACUUCAAUCUACAAUGGCUCUCUCUACUACAGAGCUCGAGGCCUUUCAUUUUCUUCUCUCCCUCAAGUACUAGAGGCCAAUCCUAUGAGGCUUCUCUUUUCCAUUUCUUUGCUCUUCCUCUUUACUUCUUUCUGUAAUGGAGCUGUACAAGUUGCAAAGACAAUAACGGUUGAUGUCGUUGGUAACGGUAACUUUAAGAAAAUUCAAGAUGCCAUCGAUUCAGUUCCAAGUGGUAAUAACAAAUGGACACGGAUACAUAUAGGAGCUGGUGUAUACAGGGAGAAGGUGGAUAUACCUGUUGAGAAAGGAUUUAUACUGCUUGAAGGCGAUGGAGCGUCUCAAACAUCCGUAGAAUGGAGUGAUUUCGCACCUAUGUCCGAUCCAGAUGACAACGGAAACAAAGUGGCAAACACUGCAACCGUCUCCAUUGCAGCGGUUAAUUUCGUUGCAAAAGGAAUUACUUUCAAGAAUAGUUAUGGCAACAGCCAGGUUCAGGCACGUGCAAUCGCAGCCCUGAUAUCAGGGGACAAGGCAUCUUUCUACAACUGCAGUUUCAUAGGAAUUCAGGAUACAGUCAGUGACCUCUCUGGACGACACUAUUUCAAAGACUGUUACAUUGAGGGUGCUGUUGAUUUCAUCUUUGGUAUAGGGCAGUCUAUAUAUGAGGGUUGCACAUUGUCAACAGUCGCGAGCAAAGCCAUUGCAGGUUGGGUUACUGCUCAAGGAAGAAAUAAGCCAGAUGAUCCCAGUGGAUUUGUCUUCAAAAAUUGCAAGUUGAUAGGAGCAGCCAAAACUUAUUUGGGAAGAGCAUGGGGACCUAACUCAAGGGUUAUAUUUUAUCAGACUGAUAUGGCCAAUAUCGUUGUUCCUGAGGGUUGGGACUAUUGGCGCGAUUCUAACAAAGGGGUCAAUACUGUCUUUGUUGAAUCAGGGUGCACCGGACUAGGCUCAAGAACAUCUGGCAGAGUGAAAUGGGAGAAAACACUUAGCAAUGAAGAUCUUAAGAGACUCACUAGUAUAUCAUUUAUCGAUGACGGGUGGCUCAGUCAACAAGCAUGGAUCAUAUAUGGUGAAAACAUUGAAUAUGCCGAGCAGAAGAAGCAAUUUCAUUCUCGUGCUCUCUAUAUGGUUAUUUCCUACUCUUGGAUAUUUCGUAUAUUUGAUAUCUCUGGAAACCUUUCAAGAUCUCAGCCAAUUGUAAAAACAAUAACAAUUGGUCCCAACGGUCAAAGUGAUUUCACUACUGUUCAGGGCGCCAUCAACUCCGUUCCUGAUGGAAACAAUCAAUGGAUUAGAAUUCACAUAAAUCGCGGGAUUUACAUGGAGAGGGUCACCAUACCUUACAAUAAAGGUUAUGCAAUUCUAGAAGGAGAAGGACCCCAUAGAACUUUCAUUGAGUGGGGUGAUCAUCUCCCAGUUGAAUCAAAUAUGACCUUGAGUGCGCAUAACUCUUGGGAUACUGCAACCUUCCUCUCACUCGCCGAGCAAGUCAUACUCAGCAGAAUCACUAGCUUUUAA